This is a messenger RNA of Vicugna pacos (alpaca), 2940 nucleotides long. RefSeq names its product sperm-tail PG-rich repeat containing 3 (gene STPG3). NCBI's taxonomy places the organism in Eukaryota, Metazoa, Chordata, Mammalia, Artiodactyla, Camelidae. The record is from RefSeq and is a predicted model, not a curated record.
CCAACAGGAAAAUGCACACGUAGCGUGAAAGUCUUAAGGAAGGGCCCCGUCAGCGAACAUACGGACAGAAGGCUGAGCCUCAGUCAAAUGAACACUGAUGAGGUGUGGAUGUGGGCGAUUUCUGACGCUCCGCGCCAGCGUGAAAACCACCUGUAAUUUGGGACUCGGGUCAAGCGCAUCCAAGACCACACGUGCUUUGAUCCACUGCUUCCACUCAAUGUGUCCAGCCGAGGAGAUGAUCCACGUUUAGCUGGAGACGGACGUGCGUGUCAUCUAGGGAGAAAUCCAGCUACUCAUGUCCAGUGACAGGCUGGGAGCCCCUCACCCUGAUAAAAUGUGUGUUUCCUCAAGCAAGUCUCUAUCAGUCUGUCCAUCCUGAGGCCAGACAGGUUCAGUGUGGAUGCAAGGGUCUGGAGGAGAGACAGGGGUGCGAAGGAUGAGACGUUCUCGGCCGGGCCCUGCCUGGGAGGGUCUGGCCAAGGCCGGGGCUGGGGCUGGUAGGCUGGUCAGUUCUGGAGGGCACCACAAGGGCCCCGGUGCGCAGGUGGACUCUCACUCGCUCAGCCUCAUUAUUCCUUUGCAUUUCAGCCUGAGCAGCCCCAACUGUUGAUGAUGCCUCCCAGCCUCUGUGCCCCUGAGAAGACAGGCCGCCACACCUCAGCCAUGCCUGGGCUGCCUCUGGGGUCAGCUCAGUCCACUCAGACCCACCCUCUGUUGGUUUGCUUUUUCCAGGGCUGGGUUUCCAGCGGGGGCUCCUCCUCCUCUGGGGAGUCUCCAGGGACUGCUCCACCAACCCCUCUCCCACUUUCCGCUGGCCUUGCAUGGCUAGGCAUCCCACAGCACCUGCUGCCUUCUCCACCCCCUGCCAGGGCCUCAGUCCUCCCAGAAGCCCUAUGAGAGUGGACCCCAGCCCCCGAGGAGACCCAGUCCAGGAAUGGGGAAGGGCGAGGACAAGAAUGGGGGAGGGGAAGAAAGGAGGCCAAGCCAGGGGUCACAGGGUCAUGUUGGGGAGCCUCUGGCAAGGCUUAUCCCAGGGCAACCCACCUGGGAGGUCAGGGGAGGGGCCCCGCCAGGGCUGGACAAUGCUGCUCCCCCAGGCAACAGGGGGUUGGCAGGACCAGCCAAUGAGGUCACAGAGCCAUGUGACAUUUCUGGGGAAGGGAGCCAGAGACCCUGACAAUGAAUUUUGACCAGAAGUCUGUGAAAUUCCUGGCAAAUUUUUACAUCAAUGGAGGCAAACACUGGACCCAUGGCCCCCUGAGGCAGAAGCCCCUUGUGCCUUCCCCACCCAAUGCUGCUGUGCUCUUGUCGGGCCUGGAGCAGGAGCCAGGGGCCACCUUGGAUGAGAUGCGUCCCCUAGGGAUACAGGAAUUCCCGGCAGGCCUCAGGAUGCAAAUAGGCCCCCUCCAGGAUCCCAUCUGCACCCAGAGCCUGAGGGAGCUGUUGCUGGAGCGACGCCCCCCCAUCAUGAUUGACCUGGACGUCCCUGGCCCCACCAAGUACCAGGUGCCAGAUGCUUCAAUCCGAGAGUCCUCCCCACACCCCCAUUUCAGCAUCGGCCGCAAGCACCCUACUCACGAAGGCGGCGGCCGCAGGGCGUGGCAGACGGUGUGGUUCCAGGAAAGCCCCUUCACGCUGAAAGCCGACUUUAACCGAGAGGAAAAGUGGCCAUCGCCCGCUGACUACCAGCAGCCCAGCCUGCACGCCUGCCGGGCCUCCAGCUUUGGGGGCCGCCCUGCCUCAAGGACACCCGAGGCCCGAGCCCACCUGAGGAUGCUGCCCCAGCCCCCGCUUCAGGCCCUUCUGCCAGCCCCGGCUGGCAAGACCGGCCCCAGCCCCAACACCUAUGACAUCCUGUCCGGGUGCCGCCUGAAGAGUCCAUGCCCGCCCACCUUCUCCAUGAGCCGUUCACCGCUGCUUGCCUCCUGGGUCAGCUCCUCGUGCACCCCCGGCCCGGCUGCCUACCAUGUGGAGGACUACUACAACUCACGCUUCCCCUCAGUGCCUGGAGUGCUCAUCCAAGGCGUGCGAAGACCCAAGCGCCAUGACACUGGCCCCUUCUGCGCCAUAUAGAGCUGCCACCCCAGUGAUCACGAGACCCCUGCCUCCCUGGGGGCCUGAUCAGGCCUUCCUCUGGAACUCAGUGUCCACAGCCUGGCCUUCUGACCCUCUGGGUACCCCCAACCCGCCUUCUGACCAGUUGACCCUUCUGUGGGCUGUGGUUGCAGAGGGCCCAGGCUGAAGCCCCCCACCUGCCCACCCCCUUGCUAUGUAGGGAUGCUGUUUGUUCUUCCGAAUCACACUAUAUCUUGGCCACUGUCCCUUGCCCAGUGAGCUGUCCUGCUACUGACCUAUCAUGUCUGGCUUUCCUUGGCCAGGGGUCUCCCUUAACUUCCCCUUCAGUGCCCUCUCUCUAGGGUGGCUGGGGUGGCAACCUGAGACUUCCUGGUCUGGGACAGGGUGGGAGGGGCCUUGUGGGCAGUGUAGGACAUUCUUACCUAGCCGUGCCACCCAUGGGAGAGGACUAGCUGCCAAUCUACCCAACAGUCAUGCUGCUUGCUGAUUCGAGGAACUGACCGUUGGGGUGGAGAUGGGGGGGCGGGUGGACAGACUCCCUGAGUUGUCACCUUGAGGUCAACCUGCCCAGCCACCAGGUAGGGCCCAGAGGACCAGCUCAUUAGGGCCUGGCCCCUCUUCUCCCAGCACUUGCCCAAAGACCCUGUGACUCAUCCAGGGCCAUACAGGCCAAGCUGCAGGCAGUUGACUCCCCAGGACUUUACCCACUGGGGCCUUGCCCCUGCCCACAGCAGCAGCCUUAUCACCAUUGACCUGCCCUCCCACCCAGGGGCUGGCCCCAAGACUGCCUCCAUGCAGGGGCCUCCCCUGUAGCUUGUGGUGGCUCCUAUCACCGCAUCAAAUUCUCCAGGCGUCCUCCCUGUG